AUGGAUGCGAUCACCGACAAGUACAUCUGCAGCUUCUGGCGGGAUUCCAUCCGUGUGCUCAGUCCGCUCGCUGCCAACUCCAGGUGGACUGCUCCCAAAUUGGCGGCCUAUAAACUCGACGAUGACACAAUUGAUUUCUUCGGUCUCAAAAUCAAGUUUCACCGUACCAUUCGCGUGCGGGACAACGAAUACACCACUCAACCCCCACCUGAUCUGGGUACUUUUCCCCUCUACAAGGCCCGCGAUUAUCCAAAUACGCUCCCCGAUGAAUUCUCCAAAGGAGGUGCUCUUCUGCCAAUGCACCAGAAAGAGGCUAUGUGGAUGUCGUUCACUGCAAACAUGCCAUUCAUGAUCAAAGUCUACGCUGGUGGCGUGAACGUUGUUUCCGGAGAACACCGAGCCGAGGACUUGGACACGAUAGUUCGCCGCUUGAAGCUUCAUCUCGGUGGUCAGAAUAUCCAAGACUACGUUGUUGCUGCGAAACAGCUUUGGCUUGAUAGGUUUGCUACCUCGCCCGCAGUGGUAAAGCAGCUCGUCACGAUGCCCAUAGGCACUGAUUAUAGUGUUGAAACCCAGCUUACAGGCCAUGACGCCGGGGGCGGGCUACAGAUAGAGGUGACUCCGAUCAAGAUGCCGACGCCCUUUGGAGAUUUCAAGGUCUUCAUCAACUGUCUUACAGGGAACAGGAUGACCAUUCCAUGCUCUCCUAAUGACUCGGUCCUCCAGAUCAUGAAUGCUAUAUAUGUGCUUCAAAAGCUCCCUAUCAGCCACCAGAGCCUGAUUUACGGCGGAAGAUAUAUGCAGCGAGACCGCACUCUGGCUGACUACAAUGUAGAUGGUUUUGAUUCAAUACUUCAAUUGAUACCCCGAUCGCUCGGCGACCGCACCCUUAUGCAAGAAGCCAACCAAAUGGGACACAUAUCUGGUGGAGAAACCAAGCAGGUCAUCUGCAAGGACACCUUGGGCCCUGACCAGUGGGAUCGAGAUGCAACUAUGGCCAUCCCAGUCCACAUACUUAACAGUCAAGGCUUUCAUCGUGUUACAAGCCGCGCACCACCUCCAUGUCCCAUCACGGCGUCAGACUAUGCUAAGGCAGGUCUUCCUUGCUUUGACAUGCACGAGGAGACAACUGAUAUCUCUGGAAACUUCAACGACGUCAAGAGCGCCAAUGAGAUAGAGCAGGAACAGGGCAUCACCGGUGAACCAAAGCCGGCAGUCACACCAAACCUUGUCAGGACUGGCGAGUAUGGUUAUGCGAUCGACAUCGCUAGGAAGGUCCAUGACGGCGAUGGCCUGAUCAAUCCUGCUGGCCCAUUCCGCAAGUUUCGAUCCCUGAAUGAUCUUUAUCAAGAGCUGCGUGGCCUAAAGCUGGAGGAUGUCAAGCCGGAGCCCAGUGGCCAUGGCAGUGUUGAGGACGAGUGA
Messenger RNA from Neoarthrinium moseri, 1422 nucleotides. RefSeq lists its product as uncharacterized. Gene Ontology annotation, molecular function: protein binding. The record is from RefSeq and is a predicted model, not a curated record. NCBI's taxonomy places the organism in Eukaryota, Fungi, Ascomycota, Sordariomycetes, Amphisphaeriales, Apiosporaceae. The transcript is spliced from 4 exons. Bases 1 to 1422 code for a protein of 473 amino acids.